Molecule: messenger RNA, 1090 nt
Organism: Lotus japonicus
Lineage: Eukaryota; Viridiplantae; Streptophyta; Magnoliopsida; Fabales; Fabaceae
Exons: 3
Coding region: 185-856 (223 amino acids)
Source: RefSeq, a predicted model, not a curated record
AGGCAAAGAUUCCCGUGACCCUUGAAUCUCCAUAUAAGUUAACAUCCCCCAUCCAAAUCAAACCCCCUCCUUCCCCUUCAUUUGUCCAAACUUUGCACUCUUUAGCACUCUAGCACCCUCACCCUCUCUUGUUCUCUUUCUUAUUAACCAACCAAAAAAUAGUGGAGUUAUUUUAAGAUAUAAAAUGCAAAGUUCAUCAGGGUCAUUGUUGAAACAGUUGAGCAUGAAAGAAGCUUGGAAAUCAACAUCAAACAGGUGGAGCACUGCAAAUGACAAAUACAACAACAGUGGGGGAGGCUGUGAAGCGAGUGUGAAUCAGAUGAAAGGUGUUGGAAUGCAUGGGAAUGAGGAAAAUGCUGGAACAGUGGUGAAGAAGAGAGUGAUGGUGGUGGUGGAUCACACUUCACAUUCCAAGCAUGCUAUGAUGUGGGCUCUCACUCAUGUAGCAAAUAAGGGUGAUUUGCUCACUCUGCUUCAUGUUGUGCCUCUUGACUCAGCUUCUGAUUCUUCUUCUUCUUGUUCUGCACAUCUUGUCAAUUAUCUCAGGUCCCUUUGCAGAGAUUUCAAGCCUGAGGUGGAAGUGGAAGCACUUGUAAUCCAAGGCCCAAAAUUGGCCACAGUGAUGAGCCAAGUGAAGAAGCUGGAGGUCUCUGUCUUGGUAUUGGGCCAAAAGAAGCCAUCUUAUCUCUUCAGCUGCCUGUGUGGAAGCACAACUAGUAGCAGCUCUGAAGAGUUUGCUGAACAUUGCAUCAACAAAGCAGAAUGCUUAACAAUAGGAGUGAGGAAGAGAAGCCAAGGCACAAAUGGCUACUUCAUCAGCACAAGGUGGCAGAAGAACUUCUGGCUACUGGCCUAGAUCUUCAUAGCUAUUGACUUUAUAAUUAAUUGUGCUAGUUAAUUAAUUAGGAUCAAGAUCCCAUAUAAGGGAUAAAUGGGAAUAUUAACUCUCAUAUUUACAUGUAUCAAUUAUCAUCAUCAGUUCUAACUAUAUUGUACUUGUACUGAUUAAGUGACUCGGUGGCAUCAAAUUAAUUGCAUAGUAUAUCUACUAGAGUUAUGAUACAUGAUAAUAAGGCAUGAUUGUGAACCA